This is a messenger RNA of Eublepharis macularius, 862 nucleotides long. RefSeq names its product oligodendrocyte transcription factor 1 (gene OLIG1). Bases 110 to 793 code for a protein of 227 amino acids. The record is from RefSeq and is a predicted model, not a curated record. NCBI's taxonomy places the organism in Eukaryota, Metazoa, Chordata, Lepidosauria, Squamata, Eublepharidae. The transcript has a single exon. Gene Ontology annotation, molecular function: protein dimerization activity.
GUGAGAGCUCUUGGCUGGGCCAGUGGCGCGCUGCCCCCGCCUCGCCUCCCUUUUACGCCCUCCCGCUAUGCAAGAUUUCUGCCUGAUCUGACCGCGCAGCGGGGCCACCAUGCUGAGGCAACAGCCCCUGUACGAGCUGGUGAGCUACAGGCAGCCGCCCUCCGUCCUGCUUGCCAAGCAAGCGCCCGACAGGUCCCAGUUCGCGCCAGAGUCGCUCCAGCAGGGGCCGGGAAGCAUCAAGGGCGGCGGCGGCAAGAGCGACCCAAAGACAGAGCAACAGCAGCUGCGGCGGAAGAUCAACAGCCGAGAGCGAAAGCGGAUGCAGGACCUCAACCUGGCCAUGGACGCCCUGCGGGAGGUGAUCCUGCCCUACUCGGCGGCCCACUGCCAAAGCUCCCCGGGCAGGAAGCUCUCCAAGAUCGCCACGCUGCUCUUGGCCAGGAACUACAUCCUCUUGCUGGGUAGCUCUUUGCAGGAGUUGCGGCGCAUCAUCGGGGAGAUGAGCGGCUCCGGCCCCCGGCUGCUGCUGGCCGGCUUGCCCCUCUUCGCCGCCGCCCCGGGCCCGCUGCUCCUAGCGCCGGGGACUUUGAACCCCCACCCCCCCCACCCCCACGCCCCCGACGACCUGCGGCCGGCCGGCAAGUACCUCUCCGUGCCGCUGGAGGAACAGCAGUGCGGUCAAGGCCACCUGCCCGGCAGGGCCAGCCUGUGCACCUGCGCAGUCUGCAAGUUCCCCCACUGCCUCCCCUCCGGCCUCGGCUUAGCGGCGGUGCAGGCGCAGUUCUCCAAGUGACCGCCCCGCCUGCCUCGGCGGGAGAGGCCUGCGAACCGGGAGGGAGGGACGGAGGGCGGCCGCGCCACG